Molecule: messenger RNA, 2206 nt
Organism: Lycium ferocissimum
Lineage: Eukaryota; Viridiplantae; Streptophyta; Magnoliopsida; Solanales; Solanaceae
Product: zinc finger CCCH domain-containing protein 18-like
Exons: 8
Coding region: 149-1735 (528 amino acids)
Molecular function (GO): RNA binding; metal ion binding
Source: RefSeq, a predicted model, not a curated record
UUGCAACUUGCCAGAGUGUUAAAAAAAGGUGUUGUUUCUGUAAAACAUUCUUCAAAGGGUGAUGAAAGCAUAUAUGUCUGAUUUACUCUGACUGUUCAGUUUCUAAACAAAGAAAGUUCUUUCUUUCCCUAUAAGGUAGGUCGCUGCAAUGGACCCUUUUGAGGCAGCGAGACUUGUGCAUGAACGAAUCAUGAGAGUUGAACCUGAACAUGUUACAAGGAAGAUUAUUGGCUAUAUUUACUUGCAAGACUAUCCCGAUCAAGAAAUGAUUCGAUUAGCAUUAGGCCCUGAUACCUUAAUUCACAACGUGAUCCAAAAAGCAAAAGAUGCACUUAAACUAAACUCAACUCCAGCAUUUCGCAAUCCUUCUAUUAGUCCAGUCAAUAUAGCAGAUCCUGUACUACAAUUUUCACACCUUUCACCUCUUUCACCAUGUUCAUUUUCAUCGGCUUAUUUAACUGAAACUCCCUACUCCGUCUAUGAGCCUCUGGAACAGUUCCUCCGGCACGAAGAAACAUUGGACUCUGAAAAUUUAAAUUACCCAAGUGAUUACUGCUAUCCAGAAGCAUCCUUUAUCAGGCGCAGCAGAAAUUUUCUGAGUCCACUUAAAUUUCCGGUCAAGGCUUGCCACUAUUUCAACAAGGGGUUCUGUAGAAACGGUACCAGCUGUCGGUACUUUCACGGUCAUUCAUUGUCCGAGAGCUACUCGCAUAUGAUUGACCCUAAUAUAUGUGAAUACGGUGAUGAAGACGAAGUACUUUCGCCUGGUUCCCUAGAGAAAUUAGAGCUAGAGAUAACGGAGCUCUUGAAAUAUAAGAAAGGGCAUCCUGUUUCAAUUGCAUCCCUGCCCAUGAUGUAUUAUGAGAAGUAUGGGAGAACUCUCCAAGCGGAAGGGUAUCUAACCGAGAGCCAAAGACAUGGUAAAGCUGGCUAUAAUUUGACAAAGCUUCUUGCUCGAUUGAAGUUUGUUCAUCUUAUUGAAAGGCCUCAUGGACAACAUUCUGUAGUACUGGCUGAAGAUGCAUCAAGGUACAUGGACCCUCAUGGUGAAAGAAGUAAUCCGGGUCCUAUUGUUAAUGGUUCACGUCAAAUAUAUUUGACAUUCCCUGCUGAGAGCACUUUUAAGGAGGAAGAUGUCUCUGAUUACUUCAACACUUUCGGGCCAGUUCAAGACGUAAGAAUGCCGUGUCAGCAGAAACGGAUGUUUGGAUUUGUUACCUUCUUCAGCGCGGAUACCGUAAAAAUGGUAUUGUCAACAGGAAAUCCACAUUAUGUAUGUGGUGCUCGGGUCCUUGUCAAACCUUAUAGGGAGAAGCCAAAGCUACCCGAAAGGAAGUACCCGGAGAAGCUGGAGUCAUCGAUAUUUUACCACUUAGAGCAUGCUGAUUUUGAUUCUCGGCGUCACGCAAGAUUUAAGUCCCCCAGACUGCUAAGGAAACAUUUAAUGGAAGAGCAAGUCCUUGAACUUGAGUCUAGGCGACUUGCACAACUGCAGUUAUCGCGAAGACCCAUGGCCACUCUGUCCUAUUUUCGCCCUCCCAUGGACGAAUUUAACAUUUCUCAACCAGAACGUUCCAGCCAUCUAUUAGAUGUUCGGAACAGCGGGUCCUCGGACGAAGAUAACCUCAAGUAUUCAGGAAGCCAUGAUGCUGAUGAUGAGAGCAAUCAACGAGACAACCUGCCAGACAGUCCAUUCGCAUCUGCAGUAACGAGCAGUGUAUCUGAAGUUAUAUAGGUCCGGAUACACGUUUAGGUAUACAAGUCUACUUCAAAGGCAGCACGUUUAAGUUAAAGGUUUUCACUGAUGUGGUACAUAACUACAUAUAGCAAGAAUAGAGAAUAUCAGAAAUAGAUCCUCCACGUAGCCGGGCUAACAUAACUUGGCAAAUUAGGAAAUAUGAUACACAAAUGCUUACAUGUAAGAAUGUUCAAAGUUUUUUCUUCUCUGGUUUUUGCAGAUAUUAGGCUUAGAAAAGAGGGCAGAGGUCAUUGUCCUUGGAAAAAAUGUAAUAUAUAUUAACUUUAGUUGAUGGAGGAGAAUAGUGCUAAAAAUAUGUUCAGGAUCUUUUAUGUUCCUUUUGUGGAAGAAAAUCUACUUGCAGGGUGCAGACAUGAAUUUUGUUUCAAUUUGUCUCUGGUUUUUGUGUUGGAUAAAUUGCUUCAUCUGAAAAGUUAAAUGGUCGUGGGGUGCAUAUUAUUUUAGGCC